This is a messenger RNA of Pelobates cultripes (western spadefoot toad), 33094 nucleotides long. The record is from the annotation of a GenBank genome assembly. Lineage: Eukaryota; Metazoa; Chordata; Amphibia; Anura; Pelobatidae.
AAGUGUUAAAUAGAGCCGGGGGCGGGGCUGGCGGAUUAGUAGGCCAGGUCUCGGCAGUGAAAGUGUUAAAUAGAGCCGGGGGCGGGGCUGGAGGAUUAGUAGGCCAGGUCUCGGCAGUGAAAGUGUUAAAUAGAGCCGGGGGCGGGGCUGGCGUGCUCUGCACGUUGACAGGGCAGCGGGAGCAGUCAGUGUGAGCAGACCCAGCAGCAGAGCAGCUCCCAGGAUGCCCCGCGCCGCGCAUGUGCAGUGACCGCCUCAGCUCAGGAAGAGAAAAAAAAAACACAAAAAAACAAACCCAGCACCAAGCCAGGAUCCCAGCUCCCCCAGCGAUAAUAAAGGAGAGAGCGGGGAGCGCUCCGGGGGGGGCGGCCCAGCCUGGGGGGGCGUGCGAGCAGCCGAUACCAGCCGCCACCAGCCCUCACUCGGAGAGCCGCACCGCCAGCCAGGCCUCUCCCCCUGCUAGGCCUCGCCUGCCAGAGCCAUAGGGAGCCCGUUCAGGCCCCGGGCAGGGGUCCCUCUGCUUCCCGCCAACCGGGAGCCCCCCGGGAUCCUCCCCCAUGCCGCCGGCCCGGGCUGGAGCAGCAGGGAGGCCAUGAGCGCGGGGCUGAGCGCCUCGCCGAGCCCGGGGGCCGCCUCCCCGCUGGGGGCCGUGGGGGUGAAGCUCAAGUUCUGCCGUUACUAUGCCAAGGACAAGACCUGCUUCUACGGCGACGAGUGCCAGUUCCUGCACGAGGACCCGCUGGGCAUGCACGGGGGCACGGUCAGCCCGCUCGGCCCGCUCAGCCUGGCCGGGUACCCGCAGGCUGCCACUCCGGGGGGCAAGAAGGUGGAGCUGGCUGGGCACCCUGUGCCAGGACUGGAGGCCCAGCGUUUGGCCAGUGAGUACCCCUGACACCGAGCCCAGGCUGGCUGAGAGCACUGGGGGAAGCAGUCCAUAACGAGCUGUACUAGGAAGCUGUCAACCUGCUGGUUAUGGGGCCCAUGUGAAACUGCCUGAAUUAUUGGGCGACCACUAAGGAGCCUGCAGGAAUCUCUAGCAGAGUAUAGAGUUUGAUGUGGUUGUGGGUUUUUAUUUAUUUUUUUUUAAUGUAACUUCUACUGUACAUAUGUCUUGGCUCCAUAAACAAGGAGCCUGGUGGUUACAGCACAACACUUCAUUUUAACUGAUUGAAGAUCAACAGUGGUUUGGGGGCAUUGCUGAACUACAACUCCCAAGCUGCUUUGACAGUUGAAGGCUGGCACAUCAUGGGAUUUGUAGUUGUGCAAUGCUGUAAAACACUUGGAAUAUCUCCUGCAUUGUCACUCUGUUUUGUGUCUGAUUGAGCAAGCUACUUGUAAAUUCCUAAUGGAUUAAUUUUAUAUUAAUUUUUUUCCCUCCCACUUUUUUUUGUGCUUGUAAUUUGUACAUGGUGUCAUCUUGUGGCUUUUUUUUUUUUCUUAAUAUAUAUUUCCAUUUACGUGAAAUUCUUAAAAUGUAUUGCUGAUCAAUAUUCAAAAGUUUAUGUAAAAAACAAAUUUGGUGGUUACUAGUUGGCUACAUGAAAAUACACUGCAAAAAUGUUGCAUGUGUCCAGUGCAACCAGUAACAGGUGAACUAAUGUGAGAUGUUGGGACUUCCUGAGUCUUGUAAUUUACUCACCCCCCUGUCUAAUAUUCCAUAUCCCAUCUGAGGCUCUUCCUUCUACAUGGCAUAACCAUGAGUAUGAUUAAGUUUUUUCCAUUGACUGAAAUUGACAGAUUUUUUUUUUUUUUUUUUUAAGUGGAACUGUUCCACUCUGGAAGUGAUUGUUCCUCGUUCAAUGAACCUAGUAAAAGGUGUUGGGAGUGUUUACUGGAGUAAACAAUGCAGAGGAGGCGAUGACACAUCUUCACUGUACUUCUGCGUUCAGGGCUUCUUUACUGCUCAUGAAGAGAAAUAAAAUAGGAACUCAAGCACGUUUGGUUGUUCCUUCAAUAGUGCUAGACUUACAUGCACAAGUUAAUUUAACUUUAAUAGUUUGCAUGGUAGAAUAUAUAAGCACAAAUGGUGAGAUGGGGGGGGAAAAAGCAGAACCCAUAGCUAAAGUUUAGGCAGCUUGUGCAUAAAUCACAUUGUGACAAUUCUACUUUAAAUUUAGGGCUAAUAACAUCAUAACCAUGACUAUAACAAGGUAAAUGAAAGGAAUAAGUCUUUAACGAUCCUAAACUUUAAUAUAUGAACCUGCAUAGGAAAAAUGCUGAGCAGGCAGAUCCACCUUAGGCCUGGAAGAGGCAAUAUCAGUCUGGCUUGUGGGGUGUUUCCCCAUCAAUUCAAGCCUGUUCAUCAGGUAUUUCCCUAGUUCUUCUGUAAGCUAAAGAAUUGUAGAAAAUAAAAAGUAAGGAUGAUCUGCUAACUAGAAGGUAUACCUCAGUCCUACAAAGGUCCAAAAUAUGUCUGAGCCCACGAGACAUUUCAGAUGUCAGUAUGUAAAUGUUUCAGACGUGUAUCUAAUGAGGUUUAUAGUACUCUGAGUUUUUUGAUACUCAGGGUUAUUUACUAAAGUGUGAGUUGUUGAAUUCAAAAUGUUAGAGAAAGACCGCUGAAUUGAAACAUAGCGGAGCCUAUUUUUUUUUUUUUUGUUAAAUUUGGCGAUUUAGGGCUAAAAUUUUAAUUUAGUUUCCUACAGUUCAAAAGUUUGUGAACUUGACCAUAUAUCUUGAUCAUCCCUCCAUCUUGACAAUCAGGCUAUAUGAGCUUGCUGGAUAUUCCUUUCUAAAACUGGCUUUAAUAUGAUGUUGCCUCUACCUCCACUUAUGCCUUUAACAGCCACCACUCUUCUGGUAAGGCUUUCCACAAGGUUUUUGGCAUAUCUUUGUAUAUUUGUGCCCAUUCUGCUAAAGAGCAUUUGAGGUCAUAUACUGAUAUUGUAUGAAAAGGUCUGGCUUGCAAUCAGUGUUCCAAAUCAUCCCCAGUGGGGUUGGGGCCAGGACAUUAUAGUAAUGGAAACUGGUAUAAAAGUAGGAAAAAAACUAUUGCAUUUAAAUCCCUGGUAUUUGGCUUCACAACGUUAGGGGGGCGCUAUCAUACAUUGUAAGCCAGAUGUGUCCAAAAUGUAGAUCCCAGAUGUUUUAAAACUACAACUUCCAUGAUACUGUCUUUCUAAAGGCAUGCAAAGCAUCAUGAGUUGUAGUUCAACAUCUGGGACCUUCUUUUUGGGCAUCCUUGUUGUAAGCUAUUAAAGGGAUUCCAUAAGUGCCAGGAAUACAAAGCUGUAUUCCUGGCAUUAUAGCGCUCUCUGCCUUGACCCUUUCCUCAGGCCCAUCCUUCACCAACCAAUGUGAAUAAAGGGUUUAAAACUAUUUACUUACCUUGCCCAGGCGCUGGUUUGUGUGAGCGGGUACUAAUGCGUGUGUGUGGCAAAUGCUGCUUGUGCAUUUGAACUCCCCAUAGGAAAGUAUUGAAUCAAUGCUUUCCUAUGAAGAAAAAUCUGACACUGGCAUCCAGUGUCCGUUACCGAAUCAAGUCGGUUAGCAGCCAGAAAGCGCCACUGGAGGCAGACUUAGUGCUGCAAUGUAAACAAUGCAGUUUCUUUGGAACUGCAAUGUUAUUGCAGCAUUAAGUGCAAUAAGUACACUACACCCAGACCACUUCAGUGAGCUGUCGUGGUCUGGGUGCCUAUAGUGUCCCUUUAAAGAUUUUUUUUUUUCUCAUAGUUCUUCAGGGCAGAAGAGCUUACUGCAAAGUGACAAAUUAAAAUAAGUAUGUAAAUUAGACCUGGAUAAUGACCUGUUAUUUCUAUAAAAUAUCAAAUUGUGUGGGUAAAUUCUUUUCUUCUUAUAACUCCAACAGUUAUUAUAGUGGUCAUGGUAUUUGGGUGUCUCUCCCUGCACUUUCAUCUUUUACGUGUUCCUUUUUAUUUAUGUGCUUAUGUAAAGAAAAAAUAUGCCUCUAUCAGGAGCUGUAAAUAUGUUAUUCUACAUACCUAGAGCAUUGCUUGCAAAAACUCUCUGAACAAAUCUGUGAGGUGUUCUGAGGAUAUUUGUGCAAGUAUAUGUUUGAACAGAGCUCUGAGAAAGCAGGUGAUGAGGAAAUUACCCAUGCCUCUUUUUAAUGUAGAUGCUUAAAGGACCACCAUAGUGCCAGGAAAACAUACUUGUUUUCCUGGCUCUAUAGGGUCCUUGGGUCCCCGUCACCCUCAGGGCCCCAUCCCGCUGGGCUCUGGCGGGAGGAAGGGGUUAAACCCUUACUUUUUUCCCAGCGCCGGGCUCCCUUUGUGCUGGGGACUCUCCUCCUCCUUUCCCGUCAUCGACUGAAUGUGCAUGCGCGGCAUAAGCCACGCGCAUUCAGCCAAUCUCAUAGGAAAUCAUUCUCAAUGUUUUCCUAUGGACGCUGGCAUCGUCUUCACUGUGAAAAUCAGUGAGAAGCACUGAAGCACCUCUAGAUGCUGUAAAAAAGACAGCCACUAGAGGCUGGAUUAACCCUAAAGUAAACAUAGCAGUUUCUCUGAAACUGCUGUGUUUACAGCAGAAAGGGUUAAUCCUAGAUGGACCUGGCAUUCAGACCACUUCAUUAAGCUGAAGUGGUCUGGGUGCCUAUAGUGGUCCUUUUUAAAGGGCUACUCCAAGCAUCAAAUGUAUUGGAAGUGUUUAUGGUGCCUGUAGUCUGUAUGUGCAGGGUUUUGUUUUAAAACCCUGCACAUACAAACAACUUAGCUGCAGGAGGUGUAACUAUACCUCUGGCAGCAUCAAUGAACAGCCCUGAACAAAGUUUCAGGAUAACUAAUGCCAAUUCUGCACAAAAUCUUGCUUUCAGCACACACAGCAUGCUGGUGACAGAAAAUAAUUGCAUACUGCCCCUGACUUUACCCCCUCUUGAUGUCAGCCAAGGGGGAUUGGUUUAAGGGAGAACUUCAAAACAGGCUAGGCAUCAUAACUUUAGAUAAAGUUAUGGUGCCAGGAGGCCCCUAGGCUCACUCUUUCCUUAAGUGGCUUGACCAGUUUAACCCCAAAGCGAUCCUUUAGAGCCAAUCCUAAGGUCCACCAGUUGGCAUGUCUUCUGAAUCUCCGUUUCAGGAAGCGCGGAGGUCUGCUGUGCUACCUUAAAAUUUCAAGCCAGUUUUAUGAAUGGGGAGACACUGAUUGGCUCAAAGCAUCAGCUGACCCUUUCUCAGCCAAUCUGUUUCAGAACUCUUCUUGAAACUGAGAUUCAAAAGCCAUGUGCCACCUGAGGUUUAUGAAGAUCGUGCGUUGGUGGCACACUUUGGGGUUCAACAGUUCAAGAACUGUUUAACCCCUUUAGGUAAGAGUGUGCCCAUGGACCUCCUGGCACCAUAAUUUGAUUUAGAUGAAGUGGCUGUGGUGACCAAAGUGCCCAUUUAAACCAGAAUUAUUUUUUUAUUUAAAUCCAGCUUUGGAGUAUCACUUUAAAGAAACACUUUAACAUUGAAAAUAUGUGUAUACAGGUGAUACUCGAAAAAUUAGAAUAUCAUGUAAUUUAUUUCAGUAAUGCAACGUAAAAGGGGAAACUAAUAUGAGAUCAACGCAUUACAUGCAAAGCAAGAUAGUUCAAGUUGUGAUUUGUCAAAAGUGCGAUGAUUAUGGCUUACAGAUCAUAAUAGAUAUUAAAAUACACGUAGAACGAAAUAUAUAUCUAGAUACGUAUAUAUCACUAUAUAUACGUAUAUAUCACUAUAUAUACGUAUAUAUUUUAAAAAAAAUUAUAUAUAUAUAUAUUUUUAUGUAAUAUUUUUACAUAAUUAGGUAUCUUAAUUAAUUACAAUUAGCGGGAUCUGCCUGACAACCCAUGCCGAGAGUAAAGGGAAUUUAAUUUGCUAGCACUAUAUUUAACCCUAUAACUUUCCAAGACACCAUAAAACCUGUACGUGUGGGGUACUGUUCUACUCGGGAGACUUCGUUGAACACAAAUAUUAGUGUUUCAAAACAGUAAAGUGUAUUACAACGAUGAUAUCGCCAGUAAAAGUGAUGUUUUUUGCAUUUUUCACGCACAAACAGCACUUACACGGACGAUAUUAUUGCUGCGAUACUUUUUACUGUUUUGAAACACAAAUAUUUGUGUUCAGCGAAGUCUCCCGAGUACAACAGUACCCCUCAUGUACAGGUUUUAUGGUGUUUUCAAAAGUUACAGCGUCAAAUAUAAGGCUUGUUUCAUUUUUUUCACAUUAAAAUUCGCCAGAUUGGUUACGUUGCCUUUGAGACCCUAUGGUAGCCCAAGAAUGAAAAUUACCCCCAUGAUGGCAUACUAUUUGCAAUAGUAGACAACCCAAGGUAUUGAUAAUGUGGUAUGUCCAGUCUUUUAUAGUAGCCACUUAGUCACAAACACUGGCCAAAAUUGGCAGUUUUUGCAUUUUUCACACACAAACAAAUACUAACGCUAACUUUGGCCAGUGUUUGUGACCAAAUGGCUACUAAAAGACUGGACAUACCCCAUUUGCAAUACCUUGGGUUGUCUACUAUUGCAAAUGAUAUGCCAUUAUGGGUGUAAAUUUCUUUCCUGGGCUACUAUAAAGUCCCAAAGGCAACGUAACCAAUCUGGCGAAUUUCAAUUUCAAAUGUAACGUGCUAUAUUUGACCCUGUAACUUCCCAAAACGCCAUAAAACCUGUACAUAGAGGGUACUGUUUUACACGUGAGACUUUGCUGAAUACAAAUGUGUAUUUUAUUGCAGUAAAAGCAAACAGUAUUAUGACAUUGACCGUUAAAAUGUCAUGUAGAACUAAAAAAAACAAACAAAUUUUCGCCCAUUUUUUCAUAUUAAAUUAUGUUUCAUAGCUAAAUAUUUGAUAUUAAAUGAAAGCCCUGUUUCCCCUGAGUAAAAUGAUAUAUAAAAAGGGUGGGUGUAUUUAAUAUGAAAGAGGUGAAUUACGGUUGGACAGACAUGUAGCGCAAAUGCCAGGUUUUGUUUACAUUUUGUUUUGUUCACAACGUGUACAUUUGGCUCCGUCCUUAAGGGGUUAAACAAGUUGUUACUCAGAACUAUACAAUAGAUACAGUAAACGUACAAGUAAUUGUGUUAAAAAGCCACAGAGGAAUGUGAGGGUCAUAGUCAAUCAUACUGUAUAAGAAAUUACUUUAUUUUCCUAAUAUAACUUUACAGCUAUAAUUACUCAUACAUUUGAUGAUUUUUUUUUUUUUUUAAAUACUCCCCAGCUUUACUCUGCUUAUGUCUAUAACGCCUAUUCCACACUAAAAUAAUGUUUUUUGAUGGCUACUGUGUUUGUAUGUGAUACAACAGCCCCCAUUGUCCCCCCAUUCUUCAGCAUUUCUCUAGUAAGACUGUCAGGAAGCUCAGCAAAAAAAGCUGAUAACUGUACUAAAAUGCAUGGAAAUCCUUGCUGUGACUGGAUUUGCGGGGUAAACUUAGAACUUUGAAAAUCCUGUAGAAAGGUAGUGGAGUACCCAGACUGGAUUCACUUUUCUAGGUCAGUUUAGUAAAUGUAAAGCUGGUUAAUUUGAAAUGAGUAAUUUGGGAUGUGUUUUUUUUUGUGUGUGUGCAUUUAAAUGCUUGUUUUUAAAUGGAUUAUCUAUGUAACUAUCUCUACAUUUUUCCUUUAUAAAGAACACUCUAGGUACUAUAUCAAUGAUGUUAUUGUGCCAGGAGUCCCCUGGUACUGGCCAACAGUUAGAAAACAUUUCGAAUGAUUUAACACUUACCUGGGUCUUUGAGCAGCCGCUAGUCCAGUCUCAUUUUCUCAUACUGCCAAGACAGAAGUUCUUGACGCUUCAAUAGUAGCAUAUUGAGCCAGUGUUAAUGGAUGAGCGUAUGAAUUGAAACUCUGCCAAUGAGUUUCAAACAAUAUGAUAAAAUUGAUAAAUCUGUAAGUAUCAAACCCUUUAAAAGGUUUGACUACUGGCCAUGUGAUGGCACCAUAAUCACUGCAGCAAGCAGCAUGGAUUGUGUUGCCUAGAACAACCCUUUAAAUAGACAUCUGAAUUGUCUUGAUUGUAUUAUUUACUUGAACAAAAACCGCAUUUUAGACAGUUGUAUACUUUGUUAGUUGGACAUUCCCUUGUUAACUGUAUUCCUGACCAUUCCCAAGUUGGUGAACACCAUGCAAUUCCUCCCUUCCCUUCCCUAACCACCUCCGUACCCACCCUCCAGCCCCCUCAGCACACCAAACUGAAGAUUGUAGAGGAGAAAAGAGCUAACACAGCAAAAAGUGAAUUCUAGAUACUGAUAAGCAUGGUGCCAGUGGUGAAAAAAUCAUUCUAGCUUGUGGUUAUCUUUGAUCUUUUGGCCUUAUGGAACACUGAUACAACUACAUAAAAAAAAAAAAUCUGCUAUGCAGUGAUACUUAAGACACAUUCUAAUUGUAUUAAGCAUUUUGGAUUCUAAAUGUUGUUUUCUGUUUUUCAGUUCCUGGAUUAGAUAGUGCUCUGCCUGAUACCAGUAUCAAUGAUUCCUACUUCAGCUCCAGUUUUAUGGGAAUGAAUGGAUUUGGAAGCCCUGUUGAAGCAAAUUACCCAAGGAUGCAGGUAAUAUCUGGAUCACUAGUCGUUUUUGUCAAGGAUAAUGAAUUACAUUUCAGUGACGGCAUAGACAGAUCGGUAUUCUUUAGAUUGUUAGAACACACACUGGGCUGGCCAGUUGUGAGGUGAAAUUGGCCGGUGCUGCUUUAAGUAGAAGAUUUAAUCCAUUGACCUAUCUUCUUCACCUGGUGGGUCCUGGGGUCCCCUGGGUGCCUCCACUAAAUCAAACAGUACUGGAAGCUGUGUCUGAACUUAGCCUGAUGGUGCAGAGCCUAGCUCUAGAGCAAUAGGCUGACAGUGCAGGAGUUUCCAGCUGUCUCAGAUAUAAUGGAGGAGGGCAGAGGUACCAAACACCCCCCUGGUUAGAAGUCUGUUCUAAAACUUUGGCUACUUAGUGUGGCUUGUCACCAUAACCACUACAGCAUGCUAUAAGGGGUUUUGGUGCUUGAAAUAUUCAUUAACGCUGUCUUUGUCUGUUAGAAUGCUUAAUUUUAUAUCUUUAUGAAAUAGUUGCAAGUAACAAUCAUAGGUUCAUUCCAUUACUCUAUGAACAAUUAUACAGAUUAGAAUUCAAAAAAUUUAUCUUAUGCAUUCUGAUCUGAUUUCAUUUUGUCAUGCAAGCCAAAAAAACUUUUUUUCGUUUUAAAACCCAUUUUUUUUGUGUAGAUUAGGAUAUGUUCAAUACAAAUUAGUUUGUUCUUUACUCUAGCGAAUGACAAACAGCAGCAGUUCGCCAAGCCUUCUGAAUGACAGUGCCAAGGUCUAUGCAGCACAUGGUAUGUAUAAUGCUAUCAGUAAAGUAACUUUUCACUCACACAUUCCUGAAAUCACUUGGGCUGUGUAAUUUUUGCAAUUGGAAUGUAUAUCUUUAAGUUAUCCACAGGGACGGUGCAAGGAUUCCUGCCGCCCUAGGAAACGAUCCAUUUUGCCCCCCCCUCAUGAAUGCAAUUACAUUAUCUCAGAGGUUUAUUCACUAAACUCUGAACUGCAGUGAGUUGAAAACCAAAUUGCAAAGUUUAAGCAAAAACAACUGAGCUGUGACUGUAGCUGAGUUGGAGAAUUCUUCUAGAUCAGCUAUUUUGGCCUACAUUUUGCCAUUUGGUUUCCAGUUGGGUCUGAUCACAGUGCUCAUUUCUCUCUUAACAAUCUGUGUAUUCUCUCUCAUCAGCUUUUAUCUCCAUCUUUCUCAUGUUUCCCAAAGCCCCAUCUGGGCAGUCUUUGCUCAUGAUUCUCACCAGCCUGUUUCUUUUUAUUCUUAUAGGGUUAUUCACUUCAGUGAGAACUUUACAUGUGAAAUUAACUUUUAAUAAAUUUUGAAUCCAACAAUUCUCACUUUAGUGAAUAAUCCGGUCAUUGACUUUUGCCCUUUUCUUUUCCCUGUCUAUUCAUCAAACUGUGAGCUGAAAUAUAACAUUUAGGCGGAAACAGAAGAGUUCUAUAAAGUCAUCAUCUCGACUCCUUUUCAAAACAUUUUCAAAUCACUGUUUAGUGAAUAGACUCAUAAGUGUCUAGUUUCCAUCUUUAAGAGAGACAGGCCAGGACAUUUAGGGAAAAAAAUACAGACCGAAGAGAUGUUGAGGGACCAGAGACACAUUUAGGGAAAUCAGAGACACCGGUGAGAAAGAUAAAGAAAGGGAACAGACCAGGAAGGCAAUUGGGGAAAAGAUAGAGAUUGAGGUAUUUAGGAAACAGACGGACUGGUAGACAUUUUACGAGAGACAAGACGGUGAGCAGACAUUUAGGGAAAGAAAGACUGUCCAAUACACACACAUUCACUGCAUGCAUCUAUACAUACAUGCGCGCGCACACACAAUGCAUCCAUCCAUCCAUCCAUCCAUACACACAUGCGCACGCAAUAUACAGCCAUCCACCCAUCCAUACACACGCGCAUACAAGGUAUAGCCAUCCAUCCAUCCAUCCAUACACACAUACACACGCGCACACACAGCCGAUACAUCCAUCCAUACACACACACACACACACACACACACACACAAUUGCAGAUCCAUCCACGCGCACCGCCCAUGCAUGCACCCAUCCACGCGCACCGCCCAUGCAUGCACCCAUCCACGCGCACCGCCCAUGCAUGCAUGCACCAUCCACGCGCACCGCCCAUGCAUGCAUGCACCCAUCCGCGCGCACGCCGACGCAUGCACCCAUCUGCGCGCACGCCGCAUGCAUCCAUCCGCGAGCGCCGGCGGCGCGUGCAUGCAUCCAUCCGCGCGCGCCGCCGGCGCGUGCAUGCAUCCAUCCGCGCGCGCCGCCGGCGCGUGCAUGCAUCCAUCCGCGCGCGCCGCCGACGCGUGCAUGCAUCCAUCCGCGCGCGCCGCCGACGCGUGCAUGCAUCCAUCCGCGCGCGCCGCCGACGCGUGCAUGCAUCCAUCCGCGCGCGCCGCCGACGCGUGCAUGCAUCCAUCCGCGCGCGCCGCCGACGCGUGCAUGCAUCCAUCCGCGCGCACUGCUGAUGCAUACGUUUUACAUUAUGUUCUUAUUUAGCACCAGCUUAUUCCGCAGCGCUAUACUAUAAGAGGGGAAUUUACCAAUUGAGACAAUAACAAAAUGUAACAGGAACAAUAGGUAGUUGAGGACCCUGCUGAAACAAUCUUACAAUCUAGAGGAUGUGGGGGUAUAAAAACACAAUAAGAAGGGUUUUGAGGGAGCCCGCAAAUAGACAUGGGGGGGGGAAGUAGCAGGCGAGAGUGGAGUUUGGCCCUUUUAGGAAACCACAAGAGGAAGAUUUGAGAGGUGGAAGUUACGCUUGGAGGCCAUAACCAAUCCUGAAAAGAUGGGUUUUGAGGUACUUUUUAAAGGGGUAGCUGUCCCAAAGGAAUGGAGCAGCCCGUGAGAAGUCUUGCAGGUGUAAGGGUGCGAGCAGCAGACAGGAGAAGGUCACCAGUAGAGUGAAGAGACCGAGAGGGGGCAUACCUAUGAAUCAGUGAAGAAAUGUAAGAGGGGUUAUAGUUGGUUAGGGCUUUUUAAGUAUGGGUUAAUAUUUUAAAUUGACACCUGUAGGGUACUGGAAGCUGGUGUGAGAGGAGAGAAAGAUCAGCCUGGCAGCAGCAUUCAUCCGAUUGUAAGGGGGCAGUACGGCUUCUGGGGAGACCAUUUAGGAGGGAAUUACAGUAAUCCAUGCAAGAGAUUACUAGAGCAUGAACAAGCUCCUUGGCAACAUCUUGCAUAAGAAAGCGGCAUAUGCAGGCAAUGUUUUUAAGCUGGAAUCGACAGGUUUUAGCUAGGGAUCGACCGAUAUUGAUUUUUUAGAGCCGAUACCGAUACCGAUAUUCUGUGAACUUUCAGGCCGAUAGCCGAUAUAAUUUGCCGAUAUUCUGUACAUUUACCAUUUUGGAAAAUAAAAACUAUUUCUAAAGGUAAAUGCACAAAAUAUACAUGCAACGUGCAGUGGAUGCAGUGUGACAGGGGAGCUGUGUGUGUUUGUGUAGUGUGUGUAGUGGAUGCAGUGUGUGUUUGUGUAGUGUGUGUGUUGUGGAUGCAGUGUGUGGAGGAUGCAAUGUGUGUUUGUGUAGGGGAUGCAGUGUGUAUUAGUGUAGUGUGUAUAUAAUGAAAGCAGAGUGUGUGGGUAGUGUGCGUAAAGUGAAUGCUGUAUAUACUAAAUUCAAAGUGUGUGUGUAUAUAAUGAAUGCAGAGUGUGUGUUUAUUUGUGUAGUGUGUUUAUAUAAUGCAGAGUGUGUGUAUAUAAUGCAGUGUGUUUGUGUAGUGUGCAUUAUAUAAACACACUACACAAACACUGCAUUAUAUAAACACUACACAAACACACACACUGCAUUAUAUAACACACUACACAAACACACACUGCACAAACACACUACACAAACACACACUGCAUUAUAUAAACACACUACACAUUACACCAUACUACACAAAACAUUAUAUAAACACUACACAAACACACACUGCAUUAUAUAAACACACUACACAAACACUGCAUUAUAUAACACUACACAAACACACACUGCAUUAUAUAAACACACUACACAAACACACACUGCAUUAUAUAAACACACUACACAAACACACACUGCAUUAUAUAAACACACUACACAAACACACACUGCAUUAUAUAAACACACACUAUACAAACACACACACUGCAUUAUAUACACACACACUAUACAAACACACUGAAUUAUAUACACACACUACACAAACACACUGAAUUAUAUACACACACUACACAAACACACUGAAUUAUAUACACACACUACACAAACACACACUGCAUUAUAUAAACACACACUGCAUUAUACACACACUAUACAAACACACACACUGCAUUAUAUACACACACACACUAUACAAACACACUGAAUUAUAUACACACACUACACAAACACAGACUGCAUUAUACACACACACUAUACAAACACACACACUGCAUUAUAUACACACACACUAUACAAACACACUGAAUUAUAUACACACACUACACAAACACACACUGCAUUAUAUAAACACACUACACAAACACACACUGCAUUAUACACACACACUAUACAAACACACACACACUGCAUUAUAUACACACACUAUACAAACACACACUGCAUUAUACACACACACUACACAAACACACACUGCAUUAUACACACUAUACAAACACACACACUGCAUUAUAUACACACACACUAUACAAACACACUGAAUUAUAUACACACACUAUACAAACACACACUGCAUUAUACACACACACUACACAAACACACACUGCAUUAUACACACACUAUACAAAACACACACACUGCAUUAUAUACACACACACUAUACAAACACACUGAAUUAUAUACACACACUAUACAAACACACACUGCAUUAUAUAAACACACUACACAAACUGCAUUAUACACACACACUAUACAAACACACACACUGCAUUAUAUACACACACACUAUACAAACACACACUGCAUUAUAUACACACACUAUACAAACACACACUGCAUUAUACUACAAACACACACUGCAUUAUAUAAACACACUACACAAACACUGCAUUAUAUACACAGUGUGUUUGUAUAGUGUGUGUAUAUAAUGCAGUGUAUUUGUGUGCAUUGUAUACAAACACACACACACACUAUACAAACACACACUGUAUUAUAUACACACUGUGUUUGUGUAAUGUAUGUGUAUAUAAUGCAGUGUGUGAGGGGGCAUUUUUUAUUAAAUAAUUUUUUUUAAAAAUGUAUAAUUAAUUCUUAUUUAUUUUUGUUGUCCCCCCUCCCUGCUUGUUACCUGGCCAGGGAGGGGGGAUAUGACAGUCCCUGGUGGUAUUGGCUGAGCUGGGGGGGCGGAGAGCAAGCGCUUACUCACCUCCCAGCAGCUCCUCCAGCUCCCCAAUGCAACUCUCGCGGCCAGCGUGUCGCGCGGAGCGUUGCCAUGGUGAUCCAUGGCAACGCUCGGAAGGCCGCGGGUCUCGCGAGAGUUGCAUUGGGGAGCUGGAGGAGCUGCUGGGAGGUGAGUAAGCGCUUGCUCUCCGCCCCCCCAGGACCGCCGGGUUUGUAAUGAGCCCGGCGGUCCUAGGAGGUAUUAUCGGCAAUAUCGGUAUCUGAAUUGGCCGAUACCGAUAUUGCCGAGAAUACCGAAUAUCGGCCGAUUAUAUCGGUAAAACCGAUAAUCGGUCGAUCCCUAGUUUUAGCAACAGACUGGAUGUGAGGCCAGGGUCAAAAAUGACACCAAGACGGCGAGCUUGAAAGGAUGGGGUGAGGCAGGUACCGUCAACCUGCAGGCAAAGUGAAGGAGGAGGAUCAGUGUUCUGAUGAGGAAAAAUAAGAAACUUUGUUUUAGAGAGAUUGAGUUUCAGAAAGCGGGAGGACAUCCAAUCAGAGGCAAUUGGAGACACGUAGGAUAGCAGGGAAAAGGUCGGGGGAGAUGUUGUAUAUCUGGGUGUCGUCAGCGUACAAGUGGUAGUGGAAUCCAUAUGAAUUAAUGAGUUUGCUAAGAGAGGCGGUAUAAAGGGAGAACAAAAGGGGACCAAGAACUGAACCUUGAGGGAUGACUAGGAGAAGAGGUGUAGUUGGAAAAAGACACUGAAUACAUAAUUUAUCGCUGUGCUAUAUAAUGUAUUAAAUUCAUUUGGUGGGAUUUAAUUCAUAAUGAUGGGGUUUAAUUUGUUACAGUUAACUUGUCUGACAGGUUCACUGUAAGUAAAAUGUUUUCAUUAUAAUAUAUAAUUAUAUUAAUAAAUAUAAUUGGCCACAUACUCACUAGCACAUGCAAACUCUCACUGACAUACACAAAUUUCUCGCACUCACUGACAGUCACUUACAAACUCUCACUGACACAUGUACACACGUCACUUACGCUCUCACGAGUGUCACAUACACACGUACACAUGUCACUUGCACAUUCUCACUGACAUAGACAUGAUGUCACUUGCACACUCACUGACAGACACACUCAUACUAGAUUACAUAGUUAUAGCUUUAGUUUUUUUUUAAACAUACAAAUAAAACACAAUAGUACAAUAAAACACAAACACAUACCAAUGUACAAACGUAUAUUAAAUAACCAGUCCCCUUUAGCCUUCAUAUGGCCCUAAUGGAGUGCUGUUACAGGAGAAGAGGACCAGCCUUGUUUGUGCUGGGCGAAGCAGGAGAGCCAUGCACUGUGAGCAGAGGCUGCAUCCUGCUCCCUGCAAUGUGUUUCCGGUCUUCACAGGCAGGGGGCAGCCGGGAUACCAGGUCGUAUCACGGCUUCCCCUGCCUGCAGGAAGCAUUCUGCUCGUUGGCGCCAUUGAUGCAGAUGAAGCAGCUGCGCUGGGGGGGUGGCUAAAGAGUCUCUCACCCAGAGUUUCAGCCCCAGACACGAGCAAACCACCAGGAAACUUUCCGGUGGGUGACCCAGGCAAAUGCCUUAUUCGCCUAAUGCACCUGCCCUGGUUAUCCACCUUCUCUAUAAUCAUGAUGUUUUUAGACUUGUGGCCAAAAAAAAGUAACUUGACUUUAAAUUAUAAUCUUAACAUGGUUUUCCACUAUCGCAGAAUUAUAAAAAUUAUUUUAUGUGAAUUUUAUUUGGAAACUGCUGGAAUCUUUCUGUAGUUUGGACAAAAUGGUCUGCUUGUAUGCCCAUUCUAUUCAUUUUAGUUUUUUUGUGCUUGCAAAUGUGUUGGGUUUGACUCUUUUUACUAUUCGAUGGUGCUAUAGAACUCUUGGCACCAGACCCACUACAGUUGAUGCAUAGAGUGCCAAUAUUAUUUUUCUUUUUUCUUUUUUUCUUUUUUUAUUCCACUGUAUAGUGAACGGAUUCCUUAAUUAAUGGUUUACUCCUAAAUGGAAACUAGUUAAUAUGGCAGUUGCAAACGCAGACUUUGUUUAUAUUUUACAGAUCCUUUAGGUUCUCCAGCUUCUACACUUUUUAAUGACUUUUCCGGGCUCACCAUAUCUCAAAGGCGUAAGGUAUGUAUACUAUAAGCUUUUAAACGUAGUGAAGAGGUUGUGAGUUUUUUGUCUGUUUUCAAAUUCUUUUGUGAUGGCCACUUUGGACACUUGUGAGUUAGCUGAACGACAAGAGGUCCUUAGGCCUGCAAAGGUGUCAAUAAGCCAACAUGGGUAGCACGAUUUGGCAUAGAUAUCUGCUUGGUAUUGUCUAGUAUUCCUGGGGAAUCAGCUGAAUAAUUGGGAGCCCUCUCAACAUGCGUCUGUUCAGUUUGCAGAUCAAGCUCCGUCACUUAAAUAGUUUUGUCUUUUUCACGUUUUCAAGUAUUUUGCUCAUGACUUCCACCUGAUUUAUUGUUGGUUGGUCUGGAUAUUGAUAGAGGGCAGAUGGAGUAUAGGAGACCGGUAUAGAUAAUUUAUAUCCUAUUUGUGGUGUGCUUUAUAAGGGUUUAAAAACAUUGAAAAAUGAAGUCCUAGCAAAAGUUAGUCAUAUGUAUAAAAUGCAACACAUACAAAAGUUUUGAUAUUGAGUAAAACAGAACAUGAAAGUCAGUAUGCAAGCAAUGAACAAUAAUUUAAUUGUACGUUUAUAUUUGUCAACAAUGUACCCUAUUUUUCAUCUGAUACUUGGUUUCCCAAAAGUAUCAGUUUUUCAUUGUGCUAUUUGAUUUCUAUGAUUGUUCUGUAAAUUUUCUGGACUAUACAGGCACUUAAACCCCCCCCCAAAAAAAAAACAGGUUCAACUGAUACCCAAAUUCAAGAUGUGUAUUCACAUAUAGUCUCAAUUAAAAUCUGGUGUCAUAGUGUGAAGAAUAAGAUAAAUAUAAACACUUUAAAAAAAAAAAAAAAAAAUUAAAAAGCUUAAUUGCAACAGCAGAGUUUUAUAGUGCAUCAUUUAACACACAACUUUAGGCUGCUCUGCACCUAUAUCACACAUGACUGGAUAGAAGUUGUCCUAUACUUUGUUUCCAUAGUAAGUCUAAAUUGUGUGGGGUUUUUAUCCUCCCCAUGUUCUAUAUUUGAGCCCUACCAUUCAGAUUGUCAUCUUACCCCUUUAGGUGGUGUUUUGUUAUUUUUUGUUUUGUUUUGUUUUUUUAAUAUAUCCUUGUUAAAUCUUUAGAGAAUUUACUAACUUUAUUUUUUUUCUAUUUUUAGGCUCCUAACCCUACUGCCAGUGAGUUUAUUCCAAAAGGAGGAUCAACUUCACGGUUGAGUAAUAUGUCUCAAUCCAGCAUGUCUGCCUUCUCUCAAGCUUUGUUCUCCCACCCAUCUCUGGGAGGUCCUGCUGCAGCUGGUCUUGCACCAGGUAACCUUUAUGUCUUGAUAUAACCUGGGUUGGUCAUAUUUGUCAAUUAUUGUCCACGGUAAAGACUUCUGUCCAUUAGAUGCAAACUGGUCUAAGCUGCCUAAUUCUAAUAUCCUGCUAAUGAUUCAGGUUAGUUUAAAUCCUCUAAUAGGCUGGCAGUAGUGUAAUUAUUAUUAUUAGUAUAAUACGAAUACUCUUUACAAUAUUAUGAGAUGGGGGAUUUAACUAUAAAUAGGACAAUUACAAUAAAACUUACAGGAAUGAUCGGUUGAAGAAGACCCUGCUCAAAUGAGCUUACAGUCUGUAGGGUGUGGGGUAUAAAACACAUUAGGGCAGGAAAUAGCAAUCAAAAAGGGUGGGAGUGAAGCAGAGCUGGAGGAGAGAGUAGAGUGCCGCCAUUUAGAAGAGAGCAAGAGACAGGUAUGUGAGGUAGUGGUUACUCUGGGAGGCCAUAAGCUUUCCUAAAGAGAUGGAUUUUAAUUGAAAAGUUCAUAGGAGUCCAUGCUUUGCAGAGUACCAUCUGGGAAAAAUUAUGAAAAUUGUUGUAGCAUUUUUGUGGGGUUUUUUUUUCUCGUAGGGGUGUUUUUUUUUUUUCGUUUUUUUUUAUUUUAUUUUAUUUAUUUUUUACUGAUGGGAUACAAUCGUUGCUCAUGGCUACCGCAUUCAGACAAUCUAUUACACAGGAAAUUAAUAUGUAAUUUUCACUAGUGCUCCACCUAGUGGUUUUGCAGGUGCAUGAAAGAUUUAUUUUGCCCUGUGAGCAGGUGAUAGUUUGCAUGACUUUUCUUCAAAUUCCGUAGCAAAUAAAUUACUUCUAUUAAAGCAAAAACAUAAAAAAAAACGUUGUCACUUCAAUUGUAAAUUGCUGGUCUGCAAUGUGUUUUUGUACCUGGGCCCAAAAGCUAGGGACAUACUUGUUUUAUUCUCACUUUGUGUGUCAAGCUGGAUAGACCAACUAAUGAAAUCUUGAAGCUCUGCAAGAAAGGACUUGUUAUAUUCUUUAAUUUUAAAGUUAGUUUCCCAAACGUAAACUGUGGUCUGUACGCACUUGUUGUGAAAUAUGCAUUUAUAAGGACUGCCUGAGCUUUCACAUGAAUGUAAAUGUCUUUAUCCAUUGUUUUUGUGAAACAAUGCAAAACUUGAGUGUAAUGUGCUUAAUAAUGAUCUAGAAGAUGUAGGUGUAUAAGUAAUUAAGGCACUAUAUAUGAGACUGAAGAACAGAUUGAAUUGGCAAUGGCAUCUUGUAUACUCAAAUAAAGGUCUUCCUAUGGUCUCCUUACAAUUCUGCCUCUCCUUCUUUGAAAUUACAACCUUGAACCUGAAACAACCCUGCAAUUACUUGUUUAGAAACAAAUUUUCUUGAAAAUGUAAAGUUUGGGUGUAAAGAGCAAUUUAUGUGCAAGUACAGAGCACACAACAACUGAACUAUUUUGGUUUCCAUAGUGGUUUCACCACUUCUACAAAAUAAAUCUUGCUCCAAGGUUGUAUUUUGUACUUGGAAUAGUUCAGUACAAUCACUUGCAUUUAUGUAAAAUUAUGUACAAUAUUCAUAGUAGUACUUUCAAUUCUCUAAAUAACUUUCUGCACUUCAGAACAUCUUGUUUUUGUUAUGUAUGUUGGUGUACUUUGGUACAUCACUUCUCCUUUUCUGUAUUUACCUUGACACUUGUAAAAUGAUGACAAUUUAAGAAGUGAAAGUUUUGUUUUUUCAAAAUACACCUUGAGUUUUUUGAUGCACAGCUAAGUUGAUGUGCGAGCCGUUGGAUUAUAUAGCUAAUGCAUUAGAAGCAGAAUCAAUGAAUGACCAUAAAUAUGCUUUCCUUUAAAACUCAAUGAAGUGGUCUGGCUGCAGUGACCCUGUAAAACAUUGCAGCUUUUGAAAAACAUACAUUGUAGGGUUAAAGCCACCUGUGGUGGCUGUCUUCCUGACUGCCACUAGAUGCACUAACAGAUCAGAAACUGGAAUGCACAUGUGGUGCUCUGUGCACUCUAUCGCACACAAUGGGGAGAUUUCUAUAGAACUAGGGACAGGGGCCCUACAGGUUAUAUUCCCAACAAUAUAGUGUUCCUUUAAAUUUUACUGUAGAUGCACAUUAUUGGUCCUGCAGAUUUUUAUUUUUUUCGCAGGAAGAAACGCCCAUUAGCUGUAUCUUAUUCUGGUGAAAGGGGUUGUUAUUUUUUUUUCAUAAAUCACUGUUGGAAAGUCGUAUACAGUUGUUUUAUCCCCUUAUAGCAAUUCUGUUUAACACUUGGGAUGUGUCCAUCAAAGAAUUGGAGUCAGGGGAGUCUUAGAACUAGAAUUACUACAGGGUCUCUGUAGUUGAUAGCAGUUAGUGCCCCUUUUUAUGACAUAUUGGUAACUAGAGAAGAUCUCCCAACAAACUUUCAUUGCCAGCAGUAUUUAAUUUCAGAUGCACAACUUUUUUUUGCUACGCGUAUUGGUUUUGGUGCUGUUAUUGCCUAUUUUUGGCCUAACUUUUAUACCUGCAGAUAGAACUACUUUUUAUAUUUUGGUUUCUUUUUAUUUUAGGGAUGUCCCUAUCAGCUGGGUCUUCUCCACUUCAUUCCCCCAAAAUUACACCCCACACAUCACCUGCUCCACGACGGCGGAGCCAUACACCAAACCCAGCAACCUAUAUGGUGCCUACUAGUGCCUCAACACCAGUCACAAAUUCUGUUUCCCAGCCCCCAUCUGCAGGACAGGUCAUACAGAAGGAGACAGUCGGAGGGACAACUUAUUUCUAUACAGACACCACUCCAGCACCUUUAUCAGGAAUGGUAUGUUCAGUCAGUGCUCUUAAACAUUUGGUGCUACCUGACCUGUUUAUAAAUUUGAUUGUUUACAACUUAAAAUGCAUGUUACUUUAAAUCACAUCUAUGCUUAAAGAUUUAUUAUAAAACAAAAUUGUGAAUGGUUAUAUUUUUAUUUUCACAAAGGUUUUUCCAAACUAUCAUGUUUAUCCUCAAACUGCUCCUCACGUUGCUUACAUGCAGCCAAAAGCAAAUGCACCUUCCUUCUUUAUGGCCGAUGAGCUUCGACAGGUAUGUACAUAAUUAUCAGCCUUUUAUUUUCUUAAUAUAUAGUGCUCACUACCCUCUUUUAAACUUACACCACUGUGUAAUUAAGCAGUUUUUGUUUUUUCCUUCCACUUCCAUAGUGUGGUUUGUGUUUUGUUUUUGUUUUUUUAAGCAUUGGAGUUUUAUUUUAUGAUUUGCUGCUGACAUCUGGACUUUACAUUAAUUAAACAUAUGGAUAAAUUACCUUCAAUAAGAUGGUUCUGAAACUUCAGGGGGGUUUUUUGUUGUUUAUUCUGAAAAUGAACAUACGUCUGAUCAAAUUGAACAUGUAGCAGAAGGCUUAUGACUGCAUGUGUAUAAUGUGUAAAUAUUGGUUAAAAUUCCUGUCAGAAUCUGUUAAGCCAAAUAAUCAAUUGUUUGGCUGCCUGAUUCACAUAAUGUGGCUGUUUUUUUUGGACGGGGGGGGGGGUGGUUUGGUCUGGAAAGGUUAUGUACACCAGCUAAGAUUUUUUUUGUCUUUACUAAACCUAAAACAAUUUGUGAAGAGUACUUUAUUACUGACUUAGAUCUGAAACUUGUUUUCACUAGAUUAACAUAAAUUCCUCCAACUCUCAUUAUUUUAUUUACAUAGGAGUUAAUAAAUCGCCAUUUAUUAACAAUGGCUCAGAUGGAGCAAGCUGAAAUGCCAGGUGAGUUUUUAAUAAAUUUCAAAUGCGUUCAGACACUUCUGCAAAAUGCAUUGUUAGAAAAUUUAGUGCUAGUCUACUCUAUAAGGCAAAACACUAGUUUUAUUAAUGUAUUCAGAGAAUUUAUGUACGUUGAUAAUCUUGUGAAAGCGCCUUUAUAGAACAUUCUCCUGUUAUGUUGCAUAGUCAGUGAUUUCCUCUUAGGAAACUGCUGAUCAUGGUCUUCCAUUAUCUUUUUGAGGAGACUAUUAAUUUUUAUUUUUUUCCAAUCAACUGAGCCACCUGAGCAGGUCUGAUCAGUUUUCUGUGAAAGUGUACAGAUGCCUUAUGUGGCAAGAAAAAUGCAAGAGGGGCAGGUAUAAAAUCCAAGAUGCUGCAUUUUUUGCACAUUGGUUUAUGAAGUGUCUCCUCAUUGGGCAUCUUCCAUAAUAGUCCAUGAGUACAUAUGCUUUCAGGCAUCUAAUAUAUGGUGCAUUCACACCCCUAUGCCCGCAAGCAAAAUUUAAUGUGAACUUGAAGGGACACUAAAGGCAUCAAAACAACUUUCGCUUAAUUAAGCAGUUUGGUUGUAUGUGUUAUGCCCCUGCAGUGUCAUUGCUGAAUUAUUUUUUCAUUUAGUUAAAUCACUAUUUUGGUUUAUGCAGCUCUAGGUACCCCUUCCCCUGGCUGUGACUAACAAUGCCUGCAUGACAAAUUGUUUCGUUAUCCAUCAGAUGUUAACUUUCUUUAUAAGUUUUUAUCUUCUGCUCUGUAAAUUGAACUCCUACAGGGUGUAGAAAGCUAUUAAAAAAGCAGGAGAAUAUUUUCCAAAUUAAACAAUGUGCAAUAAUGAAUGUGUAAUAAUUUCACUCUUUAAAGGAAGUAUUUGGGAAAGCUGUGUAAGUCACAUGUGUGCCUAGGGCUGCAUAAGUGUUAACUUUUAAAUGAGAGAAUUGGGCACUGAGACUGCAGGGACUUGAUCUAUAUACCAAAAUCACUCAACUAAGCUAAAGUUGUUUAAGUGCCUAUUGUGUCCCUUUAAAUGAAAACCUGUAUAAAGAGAUAAAAAUAACAAGUUCAACAUUUUCUUUUCCCUCCCUUUUCUAUUUUCCCUCCCUUUUCUAUUUUCCCUCGAACCUGCCAAUGUGUCUGGCAUCGACUGGACAUUGUACAGGAGUACCUCCAGAAGUUGACAGUUACCACAGCCUCUUUCCUCUUGAACCACUGCCACCUCCAAAUCGGAUACACAAGUCUAGCAACUUUGGAUUCACUACAUCAUGCUACAAAGCUGUAAAUAGCAAAGAUGAUCUCACAUACUGUCUGCGAAGGGUACAUGGUUAGUAUAAACUGCUCAAUGCUGAGGAACACAACUAAAUGGAUUCAUUUAGGGGUUUGUUUGAUAGGUGACCUGCCUUGCACUGGCAUUCAAGAGUAAAUAUUUUCCAGUUGCACCCAGUGAAAUGCUGCUUUUUUAAAAUAAAUGGCAAUUAUUAUAACCAAUUCUAAAUACAGUGUAAUCUAAGAUGCAUGGCUCUUAUUAAAUCUAAAUGUUUUUGUAUUGUAUCUUAGUUAUCUUUUGUAUUGAUUUAAUUUAUUUUAAUUUUAUUAUAAUUGUAUUCUAAACACUCUUGUGGCUGUAGCACCAAUGGGCUUCUGAUCUAUGAGCUUCUGGCUGCAAAGAGUGGACCCCAGGGAAAGUCAAACUGCUUUAAAAUGGAAAGUGACUACUUGGAGGGUGCCAGGGUACUAAGCAAUGCUAUAGUGUUCAUGGUGCUUGGGAUGCUCCUUUAAAAGGACACUCUAUUGCCCAAACAAAUAAAAAAUUGAUAGAUAUACCCAAACAAACAUGUAUUCAUUUAUUGUUUUAUUGGGGGCUAUAUCUUAAAAAAAAAAAAAAAGCCUGUAAAAGUUGCAUAUCUCUUGGCUGUCCAGUCAGACUUCCUAAUGCAGUUCAUUAAGAAGUCUUUGCAAGGCAGGUGCUUUGGGCGGUUAGCAAAGUAUUGAGUUUGAUUCCAUUGAUCUACACUUCCAGGAAGUAACUUGACUGACAGCCAGGGGCAUGUAACAAGGUUAAUUUAUAAAUGUGCUAAUUAUUGUAAUCUGCACUUUUUGUAAAACUAAUAAAGGACACUCUUACCACACAAACCACUUAAGCCAUUUAUCUCUACAUUUUACAACUGCUUUAGUGGAUUAUUCAGAUUUCACUUAUGACCAUAGGUUUUUUUUUUUUAAUCCACUUUAAAUCUUGCAUUUCAGGCUUUCGCCUUGUGAACACAAAGUGUAUGUCUUUAGUUGACACAUGGAAGAAAGUUCAGCAUUCAAACAUUGUAUCAUUACGAGAAGUGUUUACAACCAAAGCGUUUGGAGAACAUUGUAAGUUAACAGAUCUGCAGUACACAGUGUCUUAUAGCACUGGUAAAUCCUAGUAAAGUAACUAAAUCAUUACAUGAAUUUGUUUAGUCGAUAAUAUGAAAGUUACUCUAUACUUAUAGAAAACUAUAACCUACCAUUUUGGGGAGAUAAAAGCAGGACAGAAGUGAACGGUAAUAGAGGGACAUGCCAGGGACUAAACUUUGUCUGUAGCAACACCCAAAAGUAAUAGUUUUACUGAGAGGGCAUAGGUGGCCCAUAUGAAUUCAGUCUGUAGUAAAAGCAAGCUUCAUUAUUUGUGCCAGUACAUGAUGAUUGUGCUAUCAGGCAAAAUGUAUGGUAAAGGUUAAUACUGGAAUCUGCAGUAUAUUCAGCAGUGUACCAUUUUGAAUGCUGUUAGAUACCCCUCCCCUUCAUACUUGGUUGUCAUGUAAAUCCUGCAAAUAGUUUAAAGCAGGCAUAUGUACGGUCUCACAAAACAUGUUGAUUUACAGAGGCAGUUGAAUUACCUUAAGUACAACUUGUUGUGGUUGUUGAGCAGAGUAUAGGCAUGAACAAAUGUUCUAUAGUUUUCAAACGACUUGAAAAAGGGCCUAAAGCUAUGCUAAAUCUGUACUUUUGUUGCAGCUUGGCUAAUGAAGACAUGUACUCUUACAUUAACCCCUUCAACUUUAAGAGUUGAUAGCCUGGGAGCACUGGGCUAAUCUGCUGUCAAUGCUCGUAACCAAUCUUUUCCUAGGCUCACAAUUGGAAGGCUAAUGCAGUCUGGGAAAUAUGGAAAUUAACUUAAGUAUUGGAGUGAGCAGUCAUUAGGUGCCACAACUAAAGUCAGUUCACUCAUUCAACUAAUCACCUCUAUUUGUUACAAAGUUUAGAAAACAUUUUCAAAGAUUAAUAUUACUUUCCUCUGUUUUAAAGCACUUGUGUUUGCCUAUGACUUUCAUGCUGCAAGUGAAACAUUGAUGAGCAGACAUUAUAAUGACCCAAGUGCUGAUGGCUAUUUCACAAAGCGUAAGUGGGGUAAGUGUUAACUCUUUUGGCUUUCUUUUUGUGAACUUGCAGUGUAUCUGCUCCGUAUAGUCUAUUUUAAAUCUUCUGGCAAUUAAAAUAGGCAAAUACAAUCAGAUUUCUAAAAUGUGAAAUUUUUGUGCUACAAGUACAUUUAUAAUUUAGUUCAUAUUGAAUCAGUGGCUUUGGUUUUAAAUGUAUAAAUGCACUAAACCUUUAUUACUUCCUGCAAUUACUGUAAAUCUUUUACCAGCUGAGAAGUCCUAUAUUUGAUAUGUUAAAUACACUAAAAUAAGUUUUGUGGUACAGUGCCAGUAGCUAUACCUAGUAUUAAAGCUGUAAGAUCAUUAAAGUUUUCUCACUUGCUGGGUUUUUAUUUUUUUUGGUACAAAUUAUAUAUUAACACUUUAUUCUGAAUUGUGUUCCAUCUGUACAUUGUGCUGGCAAGUAUAUAGAUUACAUUUAACAAAAUAUGCAUGCUUUGGAAAACUGAAUUUUAUGUGCACUGAAUUGUAUUUUUUUUUAUUUUUUUUUGUAUAUUUCCCAGUCUACAAAAAGUUCUGUAAUUUAUAAUACAAUGUAUUUUCUCCAGGCCAGCAUGAUGGUCCAGUGCCUCGUCAACAUGCUGGGCUGCUUCCCGAAUCUCUCAUUUGGGCUUAUAUUGUCCAGUUGAGUUCUGCUUUACGAAGCAUUCACACAGCUGGGUUGGCAUGCCGUGUGAUGGAUCCCUCGAAGAUUCUUAUUACUGGAAAAUCAAGGUAAGGCGGAGUGAAACAUGUAUAUUCUAUACAACAGAUAUUGGCUAGUUAAAGUAUUGUAAGCAAUGUUAACUGGCUAUGUUACACGAAUGGGUGUUGAAACCAUCUCCCUUCUAACAGUGCAGAAGUUUAAAUAGAACUGACUAAUUUGAGAAGGUGCUUUAAUGGGCAAUAGUGCCAUCAGAUAUUUUGGGGCCCUUUACACCGCUCAAGGCCUGGGCGCCUGAGUGUAUAGUGUGUGUAUUUCCUUGCAUAGCAGAUUGUAAAUUGAAGAGGGGGCCCAAGAGUCUCAAUCUUCAACCUAAAGCAGUCGGGCAGCAGAUCCUCUCCUCUUCUCUGCAUUGCCAUGGCAACCUGCCCGAAUUCUCAUGAUAGGAUGCUGAUGGACAGGCCUGGACUGGCCAUCAGGCACACUGGGCAAAUGCCCAGUGGGCCGUCAUGGGCUGAGGCCUGCUGGGCCUGCGCCAUCAGAGCGCCAGCCCUGCUGCAUUCCAUGAUGGGCAGAUGGGGGAGAUCAAAGCUCUCCCUCACCGGCUUACUUGCGCAGACAUGAGGCUGGGGAGGGAGAGGAGGACCCGGCGGAACUGCAAGAUUGAGCUCUCCCUCCCCAGCCCCAUGGCAACACCCCGAUCUCAUGAGUGAACUCAAGCACCACAGGGCAACUCACCACUAGCACCACCAGGGAUGGCAGCAGCACUGUACCCACCCCCCCCCAGCCUAAAGGUGCCACAAUACAAUGCCACACACUCAGAACCUCCAACACUCAGCACCCCACACAGAACCCCCAACACUUCCAAGCGCGCGUGUGUGUGUAUAUACAUAUGUAUGUAUGUGUAUAUAUAUAUGCGUGUGUGUAUAUAUAUAUAUAUAUAUAUAUAUAUAUAUAUACACACACACACACACACACAGCACCCCUCACACGCAUUACAUUACACGACUAAAACCGACCUUAUUACACAAUACCACACCACAAGCAGGCUCCAAACACAUGCACAAUACCACACCACAAUCAGCUCGCAAUACCACAUGCACAAUACUCUUUCCCUGCCUUUUUGUUUCCUGGUAUCCCAUUUAUAGACACACCAGAGACAAGUUGCAAAAAAACACAGCGUCAGCAUGUUAUUAUAUUUGCUUGCACUGUCAAGAACAAAUACAGGGCCCUUUUCUCAUGCUAGAGCUCUUCAGCAGAGCUCUGCACAUGUUCUGCCCUGGAAGAGCAUUGAACCAACAUGCUCACUUUGAAAGGAAGCAUGCUUGUCAUUGAUGACAAAACUCUAUCUGAUCCCGUCCCUUCUCAGUGGGCAACUGUGAUUUUUUUAAAAAAAAAAAAAAAAGAGAAGAAAAAAAAUUCAGUCCGGCCCUGCCGAUGGAUGUGGAACCUGGACUCUACUGGACCUCUUCAUUAGAGAAGCAAGCAGGGCCUGCGUGUGUCUGUCUCCUUUUGCAACAUAUAUCUAUUGGUACUCUAUACAUACAUAUGUGUCUUUGUUGCUGUAGAUCUCUACUUGCUGCAUAUGUGUGAUUCAGGCCCCAUAAAGCUGUCGUGAAUAGAUUAAAAGAUCAGAGUCUGUCUCCUCUAAUAGUCCAGGCUCGUGACAACAAUCACAGUUGUCACACUGAUGGCAGAUUUGUUAAUGGGGGGGUUGCAUCUAGAGUUCUACCAAAUAAAAAGAUUUCUUAAAGUGAAACUGGCUCUACUGAAAUAAACUGAAUAUUUCUGCUGCUUUCUCAGCAUGUAGUAUUUUAUUCUUUCCACGCAUAAAUGCAGGAUAUGUUCUGUACUUAAAACUGUUCAUAAAAACAACAUUGAAACUCUGAACAUUAAAGCCUUAUAAAAUAAAAGAAUGGAAAGUUUUAACUGGAUUUUUUUUCCUCUCUCCAUAUUUAAGGCUUCGUAUAAACUGUGUUGGGAUCUGUGAUGUUUUAACAUAUGAUGGCAGUCAGAAUCCAGUAGCUCUUAUGCCUCAGUACCAGGUAAGACAUUAAUGUAAAAACAAUGCUUGUUAUCAAUGUAUUUAAUGGGUGUGCUAGAACCUUCACUGCACUGGUUUGCUGCUUGAGCGUAUCCAGUAGGAUUUUUUUUUUUCUUCUAGCAUUCUUAAAACAGAUUUACUGAGUUUUUAAUUUGUUCUAGAACCAAAAUUUUAUUUUUCUUCCAGCAAGCAGAUAUGAUCUCCUUGGGAAAGGUUGUCUUGGCAUUGGCUUGCAAUUCUCUGGCAGGCAUUCAACGGGAAAAUCUACAGAAAGCAAUGGAGCUUGUGACCAUAAACUACUCUUCUGAUUUGAAGAACCUAAUUUUGUAAGGGCACACUAAAUUUUGGAAAUGUUGGCAAAUAUAAAUUGAAAUAGAGGUAUAAGAAAACCUCUGCUUAAAUAUGUCAAUGAAAAUUAGGCUUUUUGUCGAAGAACAUGAAUUGUACAAAGUGAAAAGACAGAUUGUUCUUUCUAUCACAUGUCUGCUAUAGUGUGCUGCAGUGGUUAUGGUGCUUAAACAGUUAACCACCCUCAAAAUCUCAGUUAAAUUGCUUUUGGAGUCCCAUAUUUGUAGUCUUGGAUAAGCUAGAUUUGUGAGGCAGUGUGCAUGUAAACCGUAUUAAAUGUAUAGGAUUUUUCAUUAAGCAGUACUUUGUGGCAGAUUAAUAGUUACUAAUAAUAGUAAUGGAAAAUCUUCAAUUUACAAUUUUCAUUGUCUAUUUUUGCCUAAAUAUUAUAACUGUUGGCUCACCUUAACUAACCAGCGAAAAAACGUGCAGCUGGUAAGCAUCAAAUACAUAAUAGAACCUUUUUAAUUGCAUGUGUUUUGCUUAUGGUUUUAAACUUUGCACUGGCAUACUGUGUACUUCUACAUUAUUUUAUAUUGGGGUGUUUUGUAUUCUUAGACUAACUUGAACUUUUUGUUACUCUGCAGAUAUUUGCUGACUGACCAAAACAGGCUACGCAGUGUAAAUGACAUUAUGCCAAUGAUUGGUGCUAGGUUUUAUACUCAAUUGGACUCUGCUCAAAUGCGUAAUGAUGUCAUAGAGGAGGACCUUGCAAAGGUAACACUGUAUCAGAACAUCGGACAUCUUUAAAUCCAAAGUUUUGGGGUUAGACAGUACUUGACAUCACUUGACUCGAAAUCACUACCUUAAAAAAAAAAGGGGUGAGGGGGCUGACUACUUUGCACCAAAGGUACACUCAAAGCAAUCCUUUUGAUUAAUGAAGAAAACCUGCACAUUUACAUUUAAGUUCAAAGCUUUAAUGUGCUCUUUUAGAAUUCAUCUUAAGCCUAGAUUGUUCUUUUUAUUUGCGCUCCUUUAACUGGAGUUAAAGUAACGAGGCUUAAGGAAUCCAGUGCAUUCAAAACAUGAAACCAAUAAGCUCACUUUGGCUAGCUCUUGCCAAACCAGAAGAUCUUCAAUCCCAGCCCUAUUAAGAGUGAGCUGAUCAUAUGGAAUUUGAAAGAGUUUCAGGAACUGUCUGUAUAUGUAGAGAUGAACAGCCUGUCAUUCAGUUAUAAAAUUCUUUUGUGUUCAAAAAUAGUGGGUAAAUACAAACCGAGCAAAGCUCCUUUCAUGCAUAAUCAUAAACUGUAAACAUAUUAAUGAAAUGCAUUAGGAGCUAUGUUCAGUCUGUAUUUGUACUCCUGUUUUGACAACACUUUUGAACACAAGAUUUUGUAUCAAAACUGUUUAUUUCUACAUAUACAGAAAGGGAGUUCUUGAACCUAGCUUUCAUACUUGCUAUUCUGUUGACCUCUGUGGCCAUGUUUCGAAGACUAUUAAAUGUUAAGAGUGGUCACAGCGGUUUUCAGAGUAACAGCAGUUUGCUGAAAUUAAGUAGGUAGUGCACUAUUUAGUACUUGUGAUAGAUCUCCUUUAGAGCUCAGCAUAUUUCAUAAACCCCCAACCAAAAGAUAUUUGAAAUGUGUAGUUCAUCUUUCGCAUUCUAUGCCCCUCUUAUGUGUGCAUUUCCAUUCAGUUUAGUAAAUAUCCCUCUGGAUGCCUAAAUUGUGUCUGCCUCCUCUUUGUUUUAGUUUGUGCUUGAUGCAUGUGUCUUGUCGAACUUUCCAUGUAUUUUUAUGCAUAUUUGUGCGCCCACGUCUUGUAGUGUGCUCAUGCUGCAUGCUCGCCAACACUUUCUGCUCUUUCAUUGACAGCCUUCAUCUGUUCCAGUGUGGAAAUUUGUGGUUGGGGUUACUGCGUGUGAUAAGUGCAGGAAAAUGGCCUUAUGCGGUUUUCUCAUUCUUCAGGGAGGAAGGUGUAUUGACCACACUGUCACACCAGUGCAUCAAUGUCUGUAUUGUAAAUCCAGGCCUGCUUUGUUUCCCCACAGGAAGUGCAGAAUGGAAGGUUGUUCAGACUGUUGGCAAAGCUGGGAACAAUUAAUGAACGACCAGAGUAAGAUACCAGGUUUUAACAAAGACCUUAUUAAAAAAACACUUAUAGGUUAUAAACCACUUAUUUGCUUAUCCUCAUAUGUUUGCAGUUUUGUUUUUUUGCAUAUUUCACUGAGGUUUUAUUUUCAUAAGUUUAAAUAAAGCUUAACCUCCCCCACCGCAAAAAAUACAAAAUUUAAUAGCCACAGUAUAAUUAUCAAUGCAAUGGUCCAUUUAGUCCUGCAAUGUACAGGCCAUUUUGUACAUACGGCAAUGUUUUUAUUGCAUGGUUAACUCUCCUCGUAUCUUCUGACAGCCACUAGAGGCCUUUCCGCUGAAUAAGUAACUGUUAUUUAAUUAAAUGCUGCUCACAUGACAUUUGAUUGGAGAGCAGUGUUUUGCCAACCUCGUGUCCUAGUCUCCAAUGCUUGGUGGGGGGAGGAGGGAGAGAGGAGACACACUAGAUUUGCUGAUAUAAAGAUGUCAAGAGCAGCAUGCUGCUGGAUACAAGGCAAGAAUUGAAUGUUGCUUUUCAAUUGCAUUAUGGGCCCUUCUCUGUAGAAACUUUUUAAAAUGCUGUUAAUCUUUCCUUUAUUCCAUCACUGAUGCAAUCUCAUCUUGAGAUAAUCUGUGGUUUUAGUCCAAUCAAAUGUUCCUCAUAGAGAAUCUUUGGAGACCUGCUGCUCAUUCUCCUUGAAUAACUGAAUCCAGUGCUGCAUUGCCAGCCUUCUGUGUAAUCCUGCUUUGCAAGUUUGAUUAUAGUGUACACCGUGUAAAUGUUCAGUUGUGUGCUUCUCUAAAAUAGGUUCCAGAAAGACCCAGCCUGGUCUGAAACAGGGGACAGAUACUUGUUGAAACUCUUUAGGGAUCAUCUAUUUCAUCAGGUGACUGAAGCAGGAACCCCAUGGAUCGAUCUCAGUCAUAUUGUGACUUGUCUUAACAAGGUAACUCAUGUCGUGUAAUGCUUGCAAUAUGUGGAGUACUCAUCUGCUUUAUGGUCUCUUCUGAUCUGAAUGUAAUCGUGGUGGAUUUUUAUGGUAUUCAUCCAUGCAUAACUGAUGUGCCUGUUUCUUUUCAGCUGGAUGCUGGUGUGCCAGAGAAAAUGAGCCUAAUUUCCAGAGACGAGAAGAGUGUGCUUGUGGUAACAUACAGUGAUCUUAAGCGCUGCUUUGAAAACACAUUUCAGGAACUUGUUGCGGCCUCAAAUGGCCAGUUGUAGUAUUUGCUGAAAGCAUGCAGGACAUUGCUGAAGAACUAAACAAAUAGCAAAUUGCACUACAGCUGCAUUGUCAUUGUCAUCUCAUUUCACAAAUGGGAAUCAAACAGGAGAUGAGACGCUGCUUGCACUCAGUCAGGUACACUGUUACUUGAAGGAAAGAAUGUUUCAUUUUUCUUUGAGCUAUGGCUGCCAACGGAGGCUUUAUCUGUGAAGACUUUUUAUUUUAAAGAAAGGAAAAAAAAAAAAAAUUGGAACACCAUCAGGUGCAUGAUGUUCCUGCUUUUAUUUUUCACUUGUGUAUGCACUAAUUUUAAUUUGAAGCCUUUCUGAUCUUCGAAGCGUCACCAGUGUAUGAACAUUUAAGGGAAUGCUAACAGGACAUUUCAGGGCACUGUUUUUGUCAUCACAAUUAUUGCAAAAUUGUAUAUAUCUAAGUACAAGGACCAGGUAGUGGAUCAGUUCCAUACAAAUAUAUAUAUAUAUACAUAUAUUUUUUUUCCUCCACUUAUCAAUUAUCAAGCAGACUGCAAAAUAUGUGGGAAAUAAUCAAAGGAGCAUCCAUUAACUGAAUUUGGAACUUUGUCAACACAUUGAACGAAUUGAGCAUAAUAAGCAGUUUUUGUUUUUUGGGGGUUUUUGGUUAACUGCAUAAAACACAACCAGCGCCUUUUUUUUUGCAAAGUUUUGUACAUAGGUUCUCGUGCUUACCUGAUCUGCUUAUGUGAACUGAUUUGAUGAGUUUUCUUUAUCCCUUUAAGAACGACAGCUUUAUUUGAGUACUUUACACUGGAUACUGAGACACUGUUAACACCUUAAUGCAGCAUUUCCCUGGAAGAGCCUUGGAAUCUGGAAGCUUCUGCAGGGGGAAUAUUAUAGGUUACACUUUGGGCUAAUUGCAGAAGAUGUAACGUUUUUAGUAGACUCCAGAAAUCUGCAGCUUUGAAGGUUAUAUUGAGCUGUGCACCAUGAGUAUUCAGUGGAUUAUUAAAAAUUACCUAUAAAAGAGUGACUGCCAAAUAUAUAGAAAUUUAUUGGUAGAGGCAUAAAUGUAUAAUCUUUUUUUGGCACUGAAUUUAUUUUAUUUCCUGAACUGCUUUGCCAGACAUCCUUGAACAAAAUGUGGCUUCAUCAGAAAUAUUUUUUUUUAAAUAAUAUUUGAGUAUAUAUAUAUAUAUAUAUAUAUGUGUAUGUAUGUGUGUGUAUGUAUAUAUAUUUCAAUUUUAAUGAUUCUCAGCCUUUUUGUAGUAUUCAGAGAAGGUUUUUAAACACUUCUCCAUGCAAUUUUUUUUUUUUUUUUCUUAAUUUAAGCUAUGAUAAGCCUCUCAGCAGGGACUUUGCAUCAUACAGGGACAGACCUUUACAUCGGUACCUUAUCAUUCCUGCGAUGUGAAAAGGAUAAAAAUUUAUAUUGUAUCGUCUACAUUUGAUGCACUGGCAUUUUUUAACAGGGAAAAAAAAACAGCCUUGGGAAUAUUGUUACAAAUUGCCACAUUUUUUUAUAUAUUUGAAACAGUCUGAGGAAAAACAACCAAGCAAGAACUGUAUUUUAUCAUUACCUUAUAUCGAGGAAGCAGCUGUUUUUUUAUGUUUUGGAAAAAUCAUAUUGCAAUUUCUUUUGUACAAAAAAGUCCUUGCAUUGUAGGAGAUGCUUAAUUUAUAAGCGGACAGAUUUUUAUUUUAGAUUUUGUUUUUACCUAUCAAUGCUUCAAGGGCCUGUAAUGACUGUCAUUUCCUACCUUUCUAGCACUGCAUAGGUAAAGGGGAUCAUAGUUUAUUUUGUGUGGGUUUUUUCUUUUCUUUUUUUUUUUUUCCUCCUCUAGUUUACUUUUUGGGACCAAUUUUUUUUUUUUUUUUGUGUGUGUGUGAAAGCAAACUGGCAGACCUUUUAUCAGCUUUCAGCAUUAACAGACCAGCAUCUUGCCCUCCAUUUUAUAAUAAAACAAUGAUUUGCUUAAUUAUGUCAGUCUCUUUGCUUCAGACCAUACACUAAUCUCAGGAUUUAAAAAAACAAAAAAUAAAAUCGCCACAGUUAACACUUUUAUCCUGGAAUGUUGAUGUUUGGUAAUACAGUACAUGCAUGUACUUAUGGAGUUCCAACUAUACAAACAGGACUGUACUAUCACUCCUAGAUUUUUAGGGGCUCUGUUUCAACCCCAUUUAAAAAUCUGUCGAAAAACAUCGUAACGUGCUCCAAGUCUUGCUGCAAGGGUUCUAAAUAAUCCUGAGGCAUGAUAUUUUGUGUUUUGGUUUUUGCAUAAGGAGAGAGUACUCAACUACCCUACUUCUUUAAUGGAUACAAGCACAGAGCAAUGUUUAAAAUCAUAUGGGUUCUUUUUUUAAAGAAUUUGUGUACGUUUUAAUUUUCUGCUGUGUAAAUAUUACAAUGAGGGUACUUUUCUCUGGAUUCUGUAUUAUCAACAACUUCCCUUAAUAUGCACAUUCAUGUUAAUUUCUUCUAUCCUGAUCCCCAAAAUGUUACCCACUUAUUGUUUUGUUUUUUGUUUUGUGUUUGUUUUCUUCCUGUGUACAGUAUUUUUUAAUAAAGGAUAUCUGAAAUAAAA